AUGACUAAUCAAGAUUCUUGGUCACAACGUCUUCGAGAACAUUGCCUCGUGCGAGGUCUACAGGAGCCUCAGUAUCAGGAUCUCUCUGAUCGCCGCGGAGGGAGAACAGCCUGGGCUACCGUGGUCACCGUCAAUGGAAUGAAUUUCCAGGCGCGUUUCUGGUAUGACGGCAACUAUCUUCACCAAGCCAAGGAGGAUUGCUCUGAAAUUGCGCUACGGGCGCUGACUGGAUUCACGAAUUCGACCCAGGCGCCACCCCCGGCAAGCCACUAUCGAACAAUCGGGAAUCAUCGAGACCAGGGUGUGGCCUCUGGGUAG
Molecule: messenger RNA, 318 nt
Organism: Pyrenophora tritici-repentis Pt-1C-BFP
Lineage: Eukaryota; Fungi; Ascomycota; Dothideomycetes; Pleosporales; Pleosporaceae
Source: RefSeq, a predicted model, not a curated record